Owenia fusiformis is the source of this 4139-nucleotide messenger RNA. Lineage: Eukaryota; Metazoa; Annelida; Polychaeta; Sabellida; Oweniidae. The record is from the annotation of a GenBank genome assembly.
CCAGCAUGGCUACUGCAUGCCUAACGUUAACGAUUGAACACAUGAUUGCAUAUUAAUUGAGAGCAAUAAGAGAUACAACAGUCACGCAGUGGUGAGUUUUGGACUAUGUUAGCCACUGAAUAAGCUCUAUGUUUAACUUGGCAGCUAUUGCACUACAUUUGUUAAAAAUGGACCAUGUACUAUAUACCGUUAAUAACGUAUAAAUGCAAAUUUUGAAACUCUGUUUUAAUGCUUUGCAAUUUUAAAAAGAAAAUAGGUAAAAUGUUGAAUAAAACAAUAAUAUGGAUAUACAUUUUGUUUGGAUUCGUAGGAUUAUCACUGCUUUGCAACUGGUCUUUAUAUGUCACAGUUCGAAAUAGAACAUUGGUUCAAAGAGGGAUUGACACCGAGAUUGCAGAAACUAAAAAUACCAGAUUAAUGCAGCUAAAUAACAUAUCUGUUAAGGGUGAAAACAGAAUGGAGGAUACUGUUAAUGGAAGUCUCAGGAAUGGUCAAACAGUAUCAAAAAAUGGACAUAAAAGCACUACAUUAUUGCACAAUGCCUUCCUAAUGUAUUUAGAUCAAGGGGAUGGGCAUAUGGUACAAUUUACAUUAUUUCUGUAUGCAUCCUGGAAAUACGUCAUGAGUCAUCGGUACCUCAAAUCCAACGUUACUAUCGACAAUACAACAUCCCUGCCAGACAUCAUAUUUGACUUGGUUGUGUAUUGUCACCCAGAAUCAUGCAAGCUUCUCCCAUUAGAUUGCAUCCCUAUUGAACAUGGCAAUGUCUUAGAGGCUGUUCCAAGAUGCUGGUACAUUCCGUCUGGUCGACUCCAAAAUCAUCCAGACUAUCCCUCUAACUAUGGCUACAUUAACACAUUUACGUUUCUACUUGAUGAUAACUUGGGUCAGAUUGCAAACAGAUAUGAUAGGAUUUUGAGGACAGAUACUGAUGUGUUUAUCUCUCCAGCAAUAUUAGGUUGGCCCGUCAAAUAUCCUUUUGUUACUGGCCGAGGGGGUUAUGGAGUACCAUUUAGUGAAAACAGAUUACGGGAAAUAUCAGCAAAACUUGGUUUGCGUCAUCAGCACAUCUCUAACAUUGGAAGCAGCUGGUAUGCAGAGCCAGGUAUAUUCCUGAAAGCUGCUAAGCUUGCAUUGAAACUUUCAGUUCACUUUUAUAACAAUGAAUUCAACAAAUCCCUACCAGGUCUUGAAGGUGUAUUUAACAAAACUACCGAUGGAGAAUGGCCAAAAUGGUGGCGCGGCGUUUCAACAAUGUAUGGUAGUGAGCUAGCCGUCAAUCAUCUCAUCCCCAAUCUCACUCAAGACCACAUAGCUUUUCGAUAUAUGGACAAGGAAAGUACGGAUGGUGUGACACCAGUAAUGAAGGCACCUCAUAUACAUUGCUGGCACACAGACAUUGAAUUCAACAAGUUUGUAUUUACAGAUAAACUUGUACGCUUUAUUAGAACAGAUAUUAAAAAAUUAUGGAUGCAGAAUGAGACAAUGUUAUACUUUGGAGAUUUGGAUGUAUCUGGGAUGACCAUUAGGCAAUAUGUGACUUAUAUAGCAUGGAAUGGAGUCCUCAAAUACGUACCACAUAUGUUUGAAAAAAUGAUGGCGCAUUAGCCUUACUUAUCAGAUAUCACCACAACCAAUGAAAUUCUGUAUAUCAUUGCCCGUAUCAACGGAAAAACAAAUCCCAAAGAACAAUAUACCGUUUCCCACUCAUUAAUUUUAGCAUAAAAUCAUUUACAACAAGAUAUUAAAUAUGAAUGCAGAUGGUUGUGUUAUGUUUUUCAAUUGCUUUUCAAAGUAACUUUCUACCAAUAAUAACAUUUGGUUCACAAAUACACAUUUUUAAUAAAAAUAUUUGAUACAUCAUCUAAAAAUAUUUGGUACCUGAUGGAACUAGGUGGUCAUUUAUUUCGAAUAAUAAUUUGAAAGUGGUUUCAAACCUAAUGAUAGCUAUUUGAUAUCAUGAUAAUUAGGAUUGCGAUUGAGUCAUAAAAUUAAAAUGGGAACGUUAUGCGCACGUUCGCAUACAAUUAUACAUACAGUUGUACGAUCCACUUCUUCGCCAACUUAACUUUCAGCUGUUAGGUUCAAGCAAUGUACUCACGCGGGUUCAACUAGUCGGAGCGUAUCGAAACCACUACAUCCAGGAAUAACCAUGAUAACAGUUGAUUUGAACUUUAAACCUAUCACUGCACCGUAUUUCGUCAAACUUGUUCUAUUCAAAGGAACAAAAAUGCCUUUCUUCGGUACAUUGAUUUAUUGUACAAAAUUCCUCAUUGCAGCGACGCCUUAUUUUCAUAGAUUUCAACUAAUGCCUGGGUCACAUUUGCUCUGACUCAUCAGCCUGCGCCCGUCCGAUUGAGUAUUUUGUUCAAAUCGGAAUUUACAAUUUUGAAUAAAAUACUCAAUCGGCCGAUGAAUCGGAGCAAAUGUGACCCAGGCAUAAGUCUAGUUAUCUCGCCAGUUCUUUUCUCAUUUCCGCCCACAUUUUCCGAAUGGACGCCCGAUACAACCCUCCUUCGCUGCAUCUAAUUGUUUUGGCAUUUAACGCAGCAGUUUUGAAACAACCCGCACAUCUGCUAAAAAUACGUCAUGUAGUCUUUCACUACACCCCAUAGAGUGUCUAUGACUACAAACGUGGAGUUAUAAAACAUUUUGCCCAUCGUUGUGUCUGUUUGUAGGUUUGCCAUGGUCGAUUCUAAACACAGAAUCGACUUGUGUUUUAAGAUUUUCCCUGUCUUGACCAUUAAUAUAACAUAUAUACGAUUAAAGCAUACAGUUAACUCUAUAUCAAUUUAUCGUAUUCAAUCAUUCCAAUAACCCAGAUGCCAGGAGGUAGUAACCAAUUUCACCACUAGGUGACUAAUUCCGGUCAGAAAACAUGGCAGAUAAAGUAGAAAAAUCCCUUAGACUUCAGUUUUAGUGGAUCAAUUUUUAUAUUACCCUUAUGUUUCUGAAAGUUAUUCAAAUUAAAAUAUGUCCAGAAAAAUAAAAAUAUUAUCUGUCCAAUGCAAGAAAAUAUAUUUCUCUCUUUGAUUUUGUAACAUGGGUUCUAUGGGGAAUCUACCCAACCUUAAAGUCACAUUAAGUUGAUUAACAAUUUAUGAAACCACUUUUCUAGAUGUAAUAUUGUGACACCGAAGCACCCCUACUCCCUGAAGUUUUCAAAAAUAACCUCGCCUCACAGUUUUCAUGUUAGCUUUAACAGACAGGACACAAUCGUGUCCAAGAAAUUAAUUUUUAAUGGGGAUUCAAAUAGGUAAAUAAAUAGAAUGCUUCUUUGUGGAGGAUUCAGAAAAUUACAGAGAAAUACUUUAAAGGAGAAGAUCCACAUAUUUUAUCCAAGAUUUUUAUGUUCAGUUCAGAAUGCUAAUUGGGACCAUUUAUCAAAAAGCUACAAGCUACGUACAAAAUACAAGCAAAAUUACACAAGUUCAAACACUAUUUCAUUUACUUCAAGGUACAAUAUUGUGAAUACCUGUUUAUUAUAAUCCUAGCCUGGGACUCUGCCAGGGCUACAGUUAUGUCUGCUUGUGUCUCAGCCUCACGUUUCUGUGUUGUUGCUUGAGUCUCCAAUCUUGGUCUUUCAUUCCUUGCAACCUAGAUAGGUAGGUUUGUAUAUCAUUAAAUAAUGCAUGGUGUGAGCAAAUUUUCACAAGAUGAUAUUCCACAAGCCCGAAUGGAAUAUCACUUGUGAAAGAUGCACAGGUAUUCACCGAAAAUAUAAUUAAAUAUUUGUAUAAUAUGAGUCUGCAAACUUACCUCAAUAUUUUCCCUAGCUGCCUCCUUAGAUCUAACUGCUUCCUCAUAGGUAGAUGGUCGUGCAAUGUUAUUAACCUAAAAACACAAUGGAAUUGAAACAUGCAAACUUUUACUUGAACAUAGAAUCAGAGCAAUGGAAAAGUACUACUGCUUUUCUCUCUGCCUAUUAAUCAGAUAGUAUAUGGAUAGCAAUACAACCUUUCUAAAAGAUAAUAUCCUUUCUUAUCAGGCUUCCACGUAUUAAAAUAUAAGAUCAACAAAAUCACUUUGUUACUUUUGGAGUAAUGGCAAAAACCCAAAAUGCAUGUCACAUAUAACUGUAUAAUGCAAGUAAUUGAACUGGCUGACUUAUUGUAUCUCAUCUUGUGAUCUUGGCUUCC